AUGCUUGUUAAAUAAUAUUUUAUUCAGAUAGCUUUAUAUGUAUUGAUUUUACAAUAAACAGCCUAUUCGUUUGAUGAUGUCUAGACAGUCAUUUCUUAUAUUGGAAGCGGCUACCUAUAUAAAGAUCCUGUUAAACCUAACACUAAUUAGCUUAAUAGAGACUAAUAUUUUUAAAGAUAUAAUUAAUUAAAUUUUCCUGCAUUAUCAUAUUAGAAUUAGCUAGUUCAUGCUGCAGAUAUACCUGACUAUAAUGCAUUAAAUGUUCCUCCCUCUAAUUAAGAUCCUAAUUAAUCAUCUAUUUAACAAAAAGUCCUUGUUUAUUUUUACAACUAAAACUCUUAAGUUUAUUAAAGUUACUAUAAAUACGAUAAUAUCAACAAUUCUAAUUAAUAGGUGACAUUUCUAGUUAAUCCUUGCAAACUAGUUCCAAGUAGUAGCUGCAUAGAAUCAAACACAAACUUAUAAGAUCAGCCUUACAUUAUUGCAGGGAUGGACAUGCUUGUUGCUUUUUAUACAAACACUACAAUACUUCACUGUAGUGAUGAAUGGUCAAAAUUGAUAAACUGUGGAAGUUUCAUAGAGAUUCAUAGAACACUUGACCCAUAUAUUAUAGAAUAGAUAAAAAUUGAAGAAUUUUAAACUCUGACAAAUAAAUUUUAUUAUUUUAGCACCAAAAAGUUAUGUGCAGGUAGAUAUGAAAUAUGGUAUGUAGUCAGAACACGUAUAGGUGUCAUUUUAUAAUAUACAAAGCCUUUCUUUGUUUCUUAUCCUAGUUGUAGCUGUUCUUUUAACAUGUACUUAGCAAAAUAAGGAGAGUGUAACUGA
Tetrahymena thermophila SB210 is the source of this 825-nucleotide messenger RNA. RefSeq lists its product as hypothetical. NCBI's taxonomy places the organism in Eukaryota, Ciliophora, Oligohymenophorea, Hymenostomatida, Tetrahymenidae. The record is from RefSeq and is a predicted model, not a curated record. The transcript has a single exon.